GGGGCUGCAGCGGAGCCGCGGAGCGGUGGCCGGAACCGCAGGGACGAGCGGACUCCGGGGUAGCAAACGAAAUGGAACAGAAACUCCGCAGCUGUAGCAGGAGCCGAGGGGAGGCCCGGCAGGCAGGGCUGCUGAGUUACAGCGCAGUGAAAAACCCGGAGCAGUGGCAGAGAAGCGGCGGGGCUGGGCAGGGGCCGCUCGGCUCCCGAGCGCCGCCGGGAGAGGCUCCCUCGGAGCGGGAGGGGACUCGGGGAUCCCGGGGUGUCCCCUGAGGCACCCGAGUAGAUGGGGAGGGUCCUUUGUUCGGUUAGGCAGGGGUUAAUAAGGUCCCGGAGCCACGGCCGCUCUCCUGAGCAGUUCCGCUCACGGUGGAAGGCAGGAGGAGCCCGUCCCGCAGAGGUGGCGAAUUCUGCCCGCAGGGAGCGCAGCCUCGGAGCCUCCCCUCUGAUGUCCAGAGCGAGAGAGAGCCACAGCCCCUCCUGCCAGCCCGCAUCUCCCGGCACCUCUGCCCUUCCCAGGAGAAAGCCCCCAGCUGCCACAGUGCAGCCAGCUCCACUCCUCCCCCUUCUCUUGGCCAUAUCUUGAGUCUCUUAAGUGUCGGUGGCUAUUGGCUCUUAGCAACAAAUGGGAGAAAAUUCCCUGAGAGAAAGAAACAAAAGGAAAAGUCCUAACCUCCAUCAACAACAAAUGAUAGCAAAGAAAGUGUAAUGAUCGAACCUCAUAAUUUAACGAUGGGAUCACAAUUCCAGGGAAACCCAUGAGAGGAAUAGCGGAUUUGUCUUUACAAACAAGCUGUGGAUCUGCUGGUAGAUAAAACCAAAACUGGGAGAUAAAAGAAACAAUGGGAAGGAUUCCACUGAUUGAUGAAUGGAAAAAGAUAUUUGCUUUUACAAAUAAACUUUAGGUUUGCUGAUAAACGAAAUUAGACAUUGAAAGAUGAAAGAAACAAUGGGGAAGAAUAACCCCUAAAUUCCAUAAGAGUUAAAAAUUCAAAGGGAGGGUUGUACAUUAGAGGGAAAUCUUUGGGAAGUCUUUGGUAUCAGGCAUAUCAGAGAGUCUGUACCUCUCAAGUACCUCAGCCAGUGGGGAAAGAGAGAAGGGAAAUGUGGCCAGGAAAUUAGGAUAAAAAAGAGGCUGCAUCCUCCAAAAAUUUGAGAGAUGGCAGGGGAAUGCCCUGUGGCCUUUAUUUGAAUAAAGCCAGAAAGGACUCCUCUGUCUCCUUUUUGGACACAAACCUCUGGUGUUUGUGGAUUAAUUUUCCUAGCACCCAGCCUGCAAAGCUGGGGAUCAAAGCUGCGUGUCCCAGCCAACUCCACGUGCCAAGGGAAGGAUGUGAGCACUGAAGCGGUGUGGAGUGAAAGGAUUUGGGGAGGACAAGGUGUCAGACACGCCAGAAGAGUGCAAGAGGAACUGGUCAUGGGUAAAGUGGAACUGGUCAGUGCUCCAGGCCGGGGUUCAGGCCAUGUCUGCAAAGCCCCCUGGCAGCAGCUGCCCUUGCACCCUGCUUGAUUUGUGCUCAGCUGGUGCCUUCCAGAGUGACGUGACACAGCAGAGUGGAAUCCCUUGUGUUCCCUGUGCCUGGCAGUAAGGCCAUCACCCCUGGGCACAGGAGGAGCCGCCUGCAGAGCAGAGGGGUGGGAUGCAAAGCCCAGCACACGCUGUUCCCCCAUUUACCAGCUGGGCAAUCGAGGUGGCACAUGCCCUGCACACAUCUCCACCAUGAGCCCACGCAGCAGGACAGAACUGGGCAAACCGCCGGGGCAGAGCCAUCCCUCCCCUUCCUUUUCCCAGAACACAGCCUGGAAACCCAGAGCAGGGCCACUGCUCUGCAGCUGGUGUCCCCAGGUGCCAUCCCCAGGGCUGGAGGUGCCCAAGAGGGCUCUGAGCAUCCUGCGCAGGGAGAUACAGACUCCUCCAGCACUCAGGGGCUCUUAUCAGCCACCUGCAGCUGGGCUGCAGCAGACCCUGUGAUGUAAACAGGACUGGGCACUGCAGGAACAGGAGGAAUUGCCAAAUUCAAGUGUUGGAUGAGGUCCCACAUGGGCUGGCAGCUUCAGGGCAUGGGAGGUGAUUGCCCAGAGGAUGGGAGGGGGAAGCUUGGUGGGGUGGUACCCAGACAAACUCCCAGGUCUGCUCUCCAGGCCAUCCAGCCCCUCUGGACUGUGCCCUGCUCGCUCAAACAGGCUGGAAGUGCUGGGCAAGCUCGGUCCAGCCAUGGGCAGAUGAGGGGAUCAGAGGAGUGGGAAGCAGACUGCAGACCCUUCAACCCACCUCAAGCCUGCUUUCCUGGAGUCAGCCUGCAGGCUGGGCAGGCAGUCCUCGAGUCUUGGAAUUCCCACUUCCAGCAGUGAAUCCUGUCUCCCCUGCUGCUGAUUGACUGUGGAUAUGCUGGCAUCCAGGAUGGAGACAGUACAAAGUGAGACCCUGAUUGAUGAGGUGGAGGAGAUGAGUGGAAGAGCUGACGUGACUCUGGACCCAGACACCGCCAACCCCUUCCUCGUUCUGGCCAGUGACCAGCGAGGGGUGGGCCGGGGGCACGAGUGGGCGCUGCUGCCCGACAGCCCCGAGCGCUUUGACACGGAGCCGUGCGUGCUGGGCAGCCAGGCCUUCGCUGCAGGGAGACACUGCUGGCAGGUGGAGGUGGCCGAGGCGGGGGACUGGUGGGCAGUGGGAGUGGCCCGGGAGUCUGUCAGGAGGAAGGGGGUCCUCAAUUUUACGCCCCAGGAGGGGAUCUGGGCCGUGGGGCAGUGGUUUGGACAGUACCACGCUUUCAGUGAUCCUGACUGGACCCCACUGCACCUUCCCUGCCUCCCCAGGGCCAUCCAGGUCUGCCUGGACUUCACCUACAAGCAGGUGACUUUUGCUGAUGCUGAGAGUGAAGCCCCAAUCUUUGCUUUCUGCCUGGCCUCGUGUGCUGGGGAGAGGCUGCGCCCGUGGCUCUGGCUGGGGAUGGGCUCGUGGCUCAAGCUGUGCCCCUGACAGGGAGGGAACAUCAGGGGCAGGGGAGAGGCUGGAAAGGCAAACGCCAUCCAUCACCUUGGGUCCUGGUGCUGGGAACUGGGGGUUCCUGCAUCCUGCUGGCUUCUCAUGAGGAUCCUCUGGCCCCCAAGGAGAGGACGGGCAGCUCAUGGAGGUGGAUGCCACAACAGAGCCUCCUUUAUCCCCCCACCCCUCGGCUGGCACUGCGGGGACAACAGGGAGCACAGAGACUGGGAGCAGGGAGGGGCUUGGUGCCCGGUGGUCCCUGGCAGGGACCAUCACUGAGUGCCAGGGCACUGCAGAGCUGCUCUGUAUGAGGCCAUGGAAAAUGCAGCAGGGUCCAGCUCCUCCCAGGGUGCUGGUGUAGGGCCUCUGGCUUUUUUCAAUUAAGUUAAAAAACCCCAGACAUAGCAGGAUACCCAUGAUAACACUUAUCUUCCCCACACAUCCAGAGCCUGUCCUUGCCUGAUGUGCACCAAGCACGUUUCUUGCAGCAGAGCACUGGGAGCAGUGCAGGGGCAGCAGCAGGGGCAGCCCAGGAAGGAAAGCAGAAUGCUGAGCUGGGUCUGAAACCCACAGGAGAGGCUGGAAUCCACAAGAAGGGCCACAGAUCUGCCAUUCUCAAGGUCCCACCUCACGGGAUCCUGCUAAAUCCUGUCCUUAGGAGAGGAGAAGGUGAAGAGGGACAUUGCCUGGGUCCAGCCUAGAUUUCAUCAUUUCUGGUUGGACCUUCUUUACUGCCACUUCAGUUGUCAUUUUUGUGGUGGCAUCUGGGCACAGACAACAAUAUUGGUCUCCCUGCUCUACUCCAGGAGCUGCAGUUGCAGGACUGGGUCAAGCCCAGGUAUCUGCCCCCAGAGCUCUGCCCUAAGCCUCUUCCACUGUGGUAGCAUCAAGACUGGGGAAACCCAGGGUUCUCUGCUCCCACAGAGGUACUUGCUACUGUCCAUGGGCAGGAGCCUCUGAGACUGUCCUAUUUUCCUUGGGAUAGAGUUAAUUUUCCUCUCAGUGGCCAGCACAGUGCUGGGUUUGGGAUUUAAGGUGAGGAUAAUAUUGAUAGCAACAAGCCAGCCAUCAGGCAUGUGGUGUUUACGUGGCCUUCUCUGUGCCUCAUGCUCUGCCAGUGAGGAGUUGGACGGGAAGCUGGAGGGGAGCACAGCCAGGACAGUGACCCAAACUGGCCAUUCAGAUAUUCCACACCAUAAAACAUCCUGCCCAGUGUGUAAACUGGGGGAGCUGCUGGUCAGGGGCUGAUGGCUGCUGGGAGACAAGCUGGGCACAGAGCAGCGGGUGCUGAGCACCUACACUGGGCAUCACUUGUUCCACUUGGGGUUUAUAUUUUUUUCAUUAGAAUUAUUAUCAUUAGUAUUAUUAUAUAUUACUUUUAUCUCAAUUAUUAAGCUGGUUUUAUCUCAAAUAAAAAGGUUUUUUUCCCCCAUCCCCCUUGGA
This is a messenger RNA of Melospiza melodia melodia, 4428 nucleotides long. RefSeq names its product thaicobrin-like. The transcript is spliced from 3 exons. The record is from RefSeq and is a predicted model, not a curated record. Gene Ontology annotation, biological process: regulation of gene expression; protein ubiquitination; innate immune response. Bases 2386 to 2979 code for a protein of 197 amino acids. NCBI's taxonomy places the organism in Eukaryota, Metazoa, Chordata, Aves, Passeriformes, Passerellidae. Gene Ontology annotation, cellular component: cytoplasm. Gene Ontology annotation, molecular function: ubiquitin protein ligase activity; protein binding.